AUGCUGGGGAAUCCUAGAUUUCUAUUCGCUAGGGCAUGGGGCACUUCGCGAUAUAGGGUUCUGCUUGAGGGACUGGUUGGUAGAGCUUGGUUCCUUGGAGAGCGCUUCAUGCGCCAGAUGAUGGGAAACUCCGAUCAGGACAUGCCUUCAUUGCCUCCACCAAAGAUGUGGUCCGCAGGGGAUCUUACGCCCCGAAAGACGGAGGACCUCAUGCUUGGUAUUGAUGCAGUCCUUUUUCUGGAGGAGGGGGAUUAUGCGACGUAUCGCCAUACGUACCUGAUGCCUCCACUGUCAGGUGUCCGUAUCCCUAGGAGGAGAGCUGCUGACAUGGCUUCCUCGAGUCGCGCCCGAGCUGGAGGCAUUCCUUCGACCAAUGGGGCAGGCUCAUCGAGGGACGGGACUGGAUGGAUACCCUUGACUUGCCAAUUUGUUCGGGAUUUGAGAUGGCGAACCAGUGUUCAAAUAAUACCAGUUACUUGUGAGAGCUCAAAUAAUUUCCAAAUCACCAUAGAAGCCCUAGAAGAAGCAUACAACAAAGCAAUAGAGGCCAACAUUAGAGUGAAAGGCUUGAUCAUAACCAACCCAUCAAACCCAUUAGGUACCAUUUUUGACAAAGCCACUCUCAAAAGCUUGGUGAAUUUCAUCAAUAAAAGAAACAUCCACCUUGUAUGCGACGAAAUCUACGCUGCUACCAUUUUCAAGCCUCUCCAUUUCACUAGCAUUUUUGAGUUCAUUCUAGACAUGGAUAGUAACGAUGAUAUCAUUCACAUCGUUUACAGUUUGUCGAAAGACAUGGGUUUUCCUAGCUUUAGGGUUGGUAUUGUUUACUCGUACAAUGAUGAAGUUGUGAGUUGUGCUCAAAAGGUGUCGAGUUUUGGAUUAGUGACUUCCCAAACUCAAUACUUACUCGCUUCAAUGCUCUCUGACAAUGAUUUUGUGGGGAGGUUUCUUGAUGAGAGCUCGAGGAGGCUAGAGUGCAGGCACAAAAUUUUCACAGAAGGAUUGAAAGAGAUGAAGAUCGAUUGUUUGAAUAGCAAUGCCGGACUUUUUUGCUGGAUGGAUUUGCGCCCGUUGCUCAAAGAACCAACUAUUGAAGCUGAAAUGGUGCCAUGGCAUGUGAUAAUCAACGAUGUGAAACUCAAUGUCUCUCAAAGAUCAUCUUUUCACUGCACGGAGGUUGGUUGGUUUAGGGUUUGCUUUGCUAACAUGGAUGAUGAUACGGUCAAAAUUGAAUUGCAGAGAAUUUGA
This is a messenger RNA of Camellia sinensis, 1248 nucleotides long. NCBI's taxonomy places the organism in Eukaryota, Viridiplantae, Streptophyta, Magnoliopsida, Ericales, Theaceae. The record is from RefSeq and is a predicted model, not a curated record.